GCCAACUACAAAGGAGAGAGAGACAGAGAGAGAGAGAGGGAGCAGGGAGGAGAGCACAGAGAGCAUGGGCAGCUCAUCAGGGCUCGUCGACUGGAGGGGGAGGCCGGUUAACACCAAAAGGCAUGGCGGAGUAAGAGCUUCAAUCUUCAUUCACGCUCUGGUGCUGCUCAGCAAUGCUGCCAACAUAGCCAGCAUCAUGAACCUGGUGAGCUACCUCCGCGGCACGAUGCACAUGGGGGUAGCGGAGGCCUCCACGACGGCCAGCAACUUCUUCGCCUCGCUCCAGAUGUUCUCCAUCCCAGCAGCGUUCCUUGCCGACUCCUACAUCAAGCGCUUCUACACCGUCCUCAUCUUCGUCCCCAUUGAGAUUCUGGGCUACAUCCUUCUAGCAGUCCAAGCGCACGUCCCAUCCCUGCACCCGCCGCCGUGCAGCCCAACAGGCCAGCAGACCUGCAAGCCGGUCAGUGGCUCCAACCUGAGCCUGCUCCUCCUGGGCCUCUACCUCAUCCCCAUUGGCGACGGCGCGGCGCGCGCAUGCCUGCCGGCGCUGGGAGGCGAUCAGUUCGACACCGCCGACCCCGUCGAGAAGCGGCAGGAGGCGAGCUUCUUCAACUGGUACACCUUCGCCGUGUCCUCGGGCGGGUUCGUCGGGCUCGUGCUCAUCGUGUGGGUGGAGAACAGAAGAGGAUGGGAUGUCGGCUUCACCGUGUGCGCUCUGUGCGUGCUGCUGGGCAUGCUGAUAUGGAUCGCUGGGUUCCCCUUCUACCGGAACCAGAUGCCCGGUGGAAGCGCCAUUACAAGGAUCCUGCAGGUUCUUGUGGUAUCAUUCAAGAAAAGAAAAGUUCAGUUACCAGAGAGCGCCAGUGAACUGAAGAAAAUGAGCCAAGAUGAUCACAAUAUUAUCCCCGAAGAGUUGCAAAGGACAGAGGGCUUUCGGUGCCUCGAGAAAUCUACCGUGGACACCGGAGAGACAGGGCCGUGGUCACUCUGCACCGUAACCCAGGUGGAGGAGACCAAGAUCGUCCUCCGGAUGGUGCCCAUCUUCCUCAGCUCCAUCCUGGGAUACAUCCCGGUGCCGCUGAUCCUCAACUUCACCGUGCAGCAGGGGAACACCAUGGACACCAAGCUCGGCAGCAUCCACAUCUCCCCAGCCACGCUCUUCGUCAUCCCCACCGUCUUCCAGAUGGUCAUCCUGGUCCUCUACGACCGCUUCAUCGUCCCCUCCCUGCGCAAGAUCACGGGGUACGUCGGCGGAGUCACGCACCUCCAGCGCAUCGGGAUCGGGUUCCUCUCAGCAGCCCUGGCCACCGGAGUCGCCGCCAUUGUGGAGAUGAAGAGGAAGAGCGUCGCGGAGGAAAACAGCCUCAUGGACGCGACCACCGGGAUUCCGAUAUCGGUCUUCUGGCUAACGGUGCAGUUCUUCCUCCUCGGGGUGGUGGACGUCACCUCCUUCGUGGGGCUCCUCGAGUUCUUCUACAGCGAGGCGUCCAACGGGAUGAAGUCUGCGGGGAGCUCCAUCUUCUACUGCAUUCUCGGGGUGUCGGCUUGGCUUGGGAGCCUGCUGAUCCAGGUGGCGAAUCGGGUCACGAGGCGUGCAGACGGCACUGGAGGGUGGCUGGAUGGGACUAACCUGAACAUGGGCAAGCUUGACAGGUUCUACUGGCUGCUUGCUGUUAUUGAGCUCGUCUCGCUCUUCAUCUACAUGUUCUUCGCAAGGAGGUAUGUCUACAGGAAUAACCAAAAGGUUGUGGAUGCUCAAGAUACGAAAGAUACAUCGGAAGGUGCUGCGGGUGAUCUGAUUAUCUAGAUGUAUGUAGUAUAUGCUACAUACCAGACUAGAAAUGCGAACUUCAUGUUUAAUGUAAAACGACCACCAAUUUUUCUCGUUUUUCUUUCCAGAGGACUACCCAAUGUCUUUUGAGUUUUGUGUGGAAAAAUCUG
Molecule: messenger RNA, 1941 nt
Organism: Lolium rigidum
Lineage: Eukaryota; Viridiplantae; Streptophyta; Magnoliopsida; Poales; Poaceae
Product: protein NRT1/ PTR FAMILY 4.5-like
Exons: 5
Coding region: 65-1807 (580 amino acids)
Biological process (GO): transmembrane transport
Cellular component (GO): membrane
Molecular function (GO): transmembrane transporter activity
Source: RefSeq, a predicted model, not a curated record